AUGGAGCUCCCCCUGGCCCAGAUAAGCCCCCAAGGAAGUCACAACACCCCCCCUCCGACCUUCACCACCUUCCAGCCCUUGGACUUCACUCGAAAAAGCUGCCAGGGCUUGCUUAAGGAGACCAGACUCCAGGCCCUGCAGGCUGGAGAGGCCCCGUUCAGCCCCAGAGCCCCAGAUGUCCACGCUGCGGCCUCUGCCCAGGCCCUGGGGGCUGCCUCCAGUCAAGAGGACACUGGGAAGGCUGAGGAGGUGCCUAAGGAAGGAGGCCAGUCCCUGCAGGCCGAGACCCGGGCUUGGUUCCAGAAGACCCAGGCCCGUGGGCUCCUGCAGCGCGGGGCAGCCCCUCCUUGGUUCCAUGGCUUCAUCACUCGGAGAGAGGCCGAACGGCUGCUGGAGACCAAGCCGCAGGGGUGCUACCUGGUGCGGUUCAGCGAAAGCGCCGUGACCUUUGUGCUGACCUACAGGAAUUUCCCCAGCUUCUUCCUAUCCUGCCACAAGAGGAGGAAGCUAUGGAGGGGCAAGUCUGGGGGCAGUGGAGAUCAGGAGGUCAGUUUUGACGUGUACAGUUUGAAAUGGCCAUUCAAUGUCCACGUGGAGAUGGCAAAGCGACCUCCCCGCCCCCCUGUCUCCUUGCCAUCCUUGUGCCCUCUUCUUCACCCAGGGAACCCAGGACAGGCCGAAUUUCUGUGCCCCUCGCCCCAUCCUCCACCUGGACUGGUUUAUUUUGUCCUCCUGGAUCACCUGCCCGCCCCACCCACUGUCCCUGCUCAACCAAGUCCCUCAAGCCUCUUUUCCCUGCAGACUCCUGAGCCAGCAGGACUUUCCCUAAGGACUGAAGAAGCAGACGCUGCAAGCAAAAGCCAGGACUCACACCCCCAGUAUAGCCCAGUCCUCAAAAAGGAGAAGCCCAGAGCCCUCACGCAGAAAGAGGGGGGCAGCGAGCCAAAGGAGCCCUCCCAGCCGCCUAGACCCAAGCCUCCUGUCCCCGCCAAACCUCUGCUGUCCUCCGAAGCCUACACAAGCCCAGCGCCAAGACUUUGCCGGACCCUGCCCGCCAAGCCCUCCAACCCCAUCUACCACGAGCCAGAUGAACCCAUAGCCUUCUAUGCUAUGGGCCGGGGCAGCCCUGGGGAAGCCCCCAGCAACAUUUACGCCGAGGUGGAGGUGGAGAUGGAGGUGCCAUCAGGGGGUGAGGGCCCAUCGUGCAUCCUCUGGCACCCAGUCCUCCGGAAGUGCCGGUCCAGGCCUCUCCCAGGAAGACAGAAUCCAGGUGGCCAGCAACUGCAUUCCGAGAACUCUGUGGCUGGACAAGGCCCUCCCGUGCCCCGCCAGCCCCUGCCUCUCUGGGGACACAGCCUCCCUCACAACCUAGACAAGUUCCAGGACAGAGGAAAGACGUGGCCCUCCCUAGGGCCUCCUCAGGAGCCAGUGUCUGAGCGGAGGGAGGCUAACCUGGAACAGCAGGUCCAGAGAACUUCACACACACCCAGGUGCCCUCCUAAGGAAAUGUGGAUGGAACAAGGUGAUCGAUCCAAGCGGGAAAGGACCUCAGCUGUCACCUAUUGCAAAGACGGCAAAAAUGUGUCACCUUGUAUCCCAACUCCAGUCCAUUGGUCCUUGCUGCCUAAGGCUCUAAGGCGCUGCCUUGGAAAGGAUGUUAAGGUCAUAUCUGAACUCAGCAGAACAGAGCACCGUGAUUGAUUAGUGAUGUCUGCUAUGGGUGAGGGAAGGAAGAGGAGCAGCAUUUUUUUUUUCCCUUAUUGAUCAAGUCCAACUCCCUUGCUGUGCAGAUAAGGAAACAAAGCCAGUGGGAUGACUUGGCUGAGGUCAAGGACUAGGACCCAGGCCUCCUAAGCCCCUCGUUUAGUGCUGUGUUCCUGACCCCACCUCCACUGUCUUCACAGGAAAUGUCAGAACUUUCCUAAGGCAGGAAGUCUGGUGGCUUUCCUGGGUUCCACCGCAUUGGGUCCCGGGUGCUGGUUCCCUUCCUCCAGAUCCCAGCAUAGCCCUGUUAUCCUGACAGGUCUGGGCCUCCCACACAGAAGCCCGGAGGUCAGAGGAGCAAAUGUGGAACCCACUUCCUUUUAGGGACACACUCACCGCUCCCUCCCAGAGUCCUCAGUAUUUGGUGCUCCUCUGAGGAUGUGGGCUGGGAGGGCCUGCUGCCUCCCACUGCCCCGGCCUCUCCGCACGGAGUCUGAUUUCCUUGGUCCUCUGAGCCUUUGGGUCUGGGCCCUGGUCCAAUGCUGCUGCUGUCUGGGGGUUGGUUUGGCGAGAACAGAUGUUAGAACUUGUUUGUUGAUUCUUGUCUGGCUAAUAAAUCAUCACCAACC
Molecule: messenger RNA, 2333 nt
Organism: Myotis brandtii (Brandt's bat)
Lineage: Eukaryota; Metazoa; Chordata; Mammalia; Chiroptera; Vespertilionidae
Gene: SH2D2A
Product: SH2 domain containing 2A
Cellular component (GO): cytoplasm
Source: RefSeq, a predicted model, not a curated record